This is a messenger RNA of Fragaria vesca subsp. vesca, 2007 nucleotides long. RefSeq names its product BTB/POZ domain-containing protein At5g48130-like. The transcript has 4 exons. Gene Ontology annotation, molecular function: protein binding. The record is from RefSeq and is a predicted model, not a curated record. Bases 1 to 2007 code for a protein of 668 amino acids. NCBI's taxonomy places the organism in Eukaryota, Viridiplantae, Streptophyta, Magnoliopsida, Rosales, Rosaceae.
AUGGAAGUUGCAAGCCCACUAAAAGAUAGUAGUCCUUUAGCAUCAAGUCCUUUCUCUUCUCCAAACGUUGGAGCCUUGCUCAAGAUUAAGAUCAUUUCAUGGACUCAAGAGACUGGUUUGCCUGUUUCUGUUAGUGUUCGAGUUGGCGGUAAGACCUUUAACCUUCACAAGUACCCAAUAUUUUCAAAAAGUGGUUAUUUCAAGAAAAGGCUGAAUGAAUCAGCUGAGGUUGAGCUACCACCAGACUUCCCAGGAGGGCCAGAAACCUUUGAGAUGAUUGCAUUGUUCAUCUAUGGCUCCUCCACAUUGAUUGACCCUUUCAAUGUGGUAGCCCUGAGAUGUGCAGCUGAGUUUCUUGAAAUGACAGAAGAAUACUCUUCUGGCAACCUCUGUGAGCGCUUUGAUCUGUACUUAAACCAAGUAGUCAUGCAGAGUUGGAAUGACACCCUAAUAGUACUCCAGAAGUGCCAAACUUUGCUUCCAUGGUCUGAAGACUUGUUAAUCGUGAGCCGCUGCAUUGAGUGCCUAGCAUUCAUGGCUUGUAUGGAGAUUCUUGAUCCGGAGAGAAGGCGUGACACACCGGUACUCACAUUGGACACAUUGUGCAUCCGAAAUUGGAGCUGUGAAAUGGGAAAGGAGAUUAUGAGUCAGGACCUUUGGAUCAAAGAUCUCAUUGCUCUACCAUUUGGAUUCUUUAAGAGGAUAAUAGGGUCCUUGAGAAGACAAGGUAUGAAAGAAAAGUAUUUGACUCCCAUUAUUGUUUUAUAUGCUAACAAAUGGGUACUUUCAAAAAAGACAAUCCAAUUUUGGGAAAACUCUGGUCACAAAAUUGGGGAUGAUCAUAAAGUUUCAGUUAUCCUUCAAGGUGUUCUUGAUUUGCUUCCCAAGGGGGAGAAGGCUUGUCGAGCAAUCCCCGUCGGGUUUUACUUUGCAAUUCUCUCUACAUCCCUUGAAGAAGGUCUGAGAGGUGAUAGCAAGGCAAAGUUGCAAGAGCAGAUUGUAUCUCAACUACACUAUGCCCAACUGGAAGACUUUAUCUUUCCAAAAAGUGGAACUGAGUCAAUAUCUUCUAGCAUAGAGCUGGCUACAAUGGAGAGCAUAAUUUCAACAUAUGUAUCAGCUAAUUUGGAUAAGGAUCAUAGCCUUUCAGCAGGGAACUCAAUUGUUGCAGAAUUGUGGGAUGCAUAUCUUACUCACAUAGCUACUGAUACCAACAUGCAGCCUAAAAGAUUCAUGGAACUCGUCGAAAGAUUACCUAUAUCCUACAGACACUGUCAUGACAAACUCUACAGGGCAAUGAACACCUUCUUGCAGGCACACCCAACUGUCUGCCAAGAAGAGAAGUGGGCAGUGUGCAAGUACCUUAGCUGCCAAAAACUGUCACAAGAGGCGUGCAUUGAUGCUGUUCAAAAUGAGUUGAUGCCGCUGCGUUUGAUUGUUCAAGCACUUUUUGUGCAGCAGCUCAGCACACACCAAGCUUUCAAAGAAUGCUCGGAUUCGUUCCGAUAUGUACACUGUGGAGAGUUUUCUGGGAGUCUCUCAAGCUCUAGGUGCCCAAACUCUAAAAGCCAGAAUCUUGGGGAUAGUCCUAGUACAUAUACAGAUGGAGCAGAGCCAGCUAGCAGCAAACCCUUGAGCUUUUUGCUACAAAAGGACCUGGUCAAUCAGAGACCUGAGCUGUCAAGGAAAGAAUAUGAGUCAACAAGCUUCAGAAUUCAGAAUCUUGAACAAGAGCUCAUGACACUGAAGCGAAGCCUUCAAUGGCAGAGCAUUUCGAAGAAACAAGAACCAGUUUCAACCACAGUACCAAGCAUGAAGCCAUAUAAUAAGGAAAGCAGAUCGAUGAGCAAAAAGGGCAAACCACUUGUACAUGCAACGGGUUGCAUUGGCUCUGUGAAUUUUGCUUCUCAAAGAAGGUAUGCAAGUCAACUACUGAAGGUCUUUCGCAGAAUUUCCUUGUUUGGAAGCAGAAAACUAAAGAGAAAGCCAGGUUCUAGAGCAGCGUAA